AUCAAAGGUCCCUUGUUAUCAUAAGUACCCCUAUAACUGCUGAUCACUGCUGAAGAACCUUGUUAUAUCCUGUCCUGUCACGCGAGGUUCUCCCCCAGUCACUCCCCCUGUACGUUUACAGAAUGAAGGGGACAUUGGUGUUCCUCUCACUCCUCGGUCUUCAUCUUAUAACGGCCCAGGAGCCAGGGAGAUGUAUUGUACCGCCUCAAUUCCAGGCUAGGAUUGCCCAGCUCAGCUAUUAUGAGAACCGAGUUAAUAGGUUCAUGUUUGUGUAUGAUGCUGUCAACAAGAGGGAGGCCAUUUUUGAAGAGCUGAGCGAGUUUACACCUGGAAGAAGAUUUUACGAAUACCUUAUCUUCGACAAAGAAAGAGUGGAAUACAAGAUAGAUCUAAGAACUAGGAACUGUACAAAAGCCCCGGCCAGGCCCUGGAGGGAUAUAGGCAUCCCCCCGAACGCCACGUUCGUGAAUGAGUACAACCUGGGUGGCCCAGGGGAGAGCAUUACGAUACAGGAAUGGUCGGAUGCUGUCCCUUUACGACGUAAUGCCCGCCUCUACAUGUCAUUUACACUGAAUAACUGCGUCAUUGUAAACGAGGAUAUCCUGGGAAACGGCGCCAAUAUCACGGACUCCGUGUCCAACCGGUUCUAUGACUUUGUGGAAGGAAUCGAGAAUCCGAAUGUCUUUGUUGUCCCCCCAUCAUGUACACAGACAAAAUAUCAACAGGCGGAACCAUUCAGUCUAUGGCCUUGAAAUGUUGCAGGGUAGCUAGUAUUGAUAGGUAGUAAAAGGACGGUCCAGUAGAUUUAGUAUCAUAAAAAAGUUUUUUAGAUUAUUAUAGAUUAAGAUCGUAGAUACCAGUAGAAUUUAUGGAAUAAAAGAAUUACAUGUUAGAGAUUACAAGUAUAGUGUAUAACUUUAAUAUCAUUUAAAUGUUCAAGUAUUCUUGUGAAGACAAUUUCACUCAGUGCAUAAAAACUCGUGUUUAAAAGGGUAAAUUUUGUGUAUAUAUUUAUACAUGUAUAUAAAAGUAUAUUUAUCAACUCUAUAUUUAUCUAUUUAUAAAUGUGAUGCUAUGUAACAGAGGCGUCAUUAUUGGACUGGGUUUAGUGCAAUAUAAAAUUUCCUAUAGGAGUGUAGGGAAGCUCAUUUAAGCUAACUUACAUGUGAUAUGUGCGUGGGUGCCAAAGGUGUGUGUGUCAGUUGUAUAUUAUAUGAAUGUUUUGAAUGCAAAAGUAAUUUGUCUCUGACUUCAUGUAAUUGUGUUAGAGCAUUUUAACCUGAGAAUGUAGGUAUGAAAGAGUAUUUCUUUGUCCAGUUUUGUUGUACCUGCAAAUACUCAGAUAAAUCACAAUUGUAUAAAUCUCUGCACAAAAAUGCAAUUGUUUUAUUUUCACGCCCCGU
This is a messenger RNA of Saccostrea cuccullata (small rock oyster), 1403 nucleotides long. Its product is annotated as mammalian ependymin-related protein 1-like. Gene Ontology annotation, biological process: cell-matrix adhesion. NCBI's taxonomy places the organism in Eukaryota, Metazoa, Mollusca, Bivalvia, Ostreida, Ostreidae. Gene Ontology annotation, cellular component: extracellular region; lysosome. The record is from RefSeq and is a predicted model, not a curated record. Bases 123 to 752 code for a protein of 209 amino acids. The transcript has 4 exons. Gene Ontology annotation, molecular function: calcium ion binding.